AUGUUAUGGGUAGAAUCAGUGAACCUUUGGGGAGAAGAAGGCGAACAUAGUAAUAUGGGUAAGGUUAAGCUUCAAGGUACAAGAUUUUUGCACACAGAUGAACUGACUUUUUUGGAUGAUUCCAUGGUGGUUUGUACCUUGGAAGCCUUUGAAGAUGGACCGCUUAAAGGCUUUUCCGUUGAUAGAUUCGUUUCUAGAUACUAUCUCUUCAUUGGAAUCUCAAGAUCCGACGGAGUACUAUGUGGGCGGCCUGCGAGUCUUGUCACCAGCGCUUCCGAGCUUGUUAAAACUUUCGUGAAACUUGCAAGAGCCGCUCCCGGAGGAGUUUCGGUUUCCGGUUCGGAAAGAUGUGCACAGAGAUUUGCCUCAAGGGAAAGAACUAUUCUUUACUACCUCUACAGAACUAAUAGACAGUAG
Molecule: messenger RNA, 417 nt
Organism: Fraxinus pennsylvanica
Lineage: Eukaryota; Viridiplantae; Streptophyta; Magnoliopsida; Lamiales; Oleaceae
Source: the annotation of a GenBank genome assembly